Molecule: messenger RNA, 888 nt
Organism: Lepus europaeus (European hare)
Lineage: Eukaryota; Metazoa; Chordata; Mammalia; Lagomorpha; Leporidae
Gene: ZNF683
Product: zinc finger protein 683
Exons: 3
Coding region: 1-888 (295 amino acids)
Biological process (GO): cell fate commitment; regulation of transcription by RNA polymerase II
Cellular component (GO): nucleus; cytoplasm
Molecular function (GO): DNA-binding transcription factor activity; RNA polymerase II cis-regulatory region sequence-specific DNA binding; histone deacetylase binding
Source: RefSeq, a predicted model, not a curated record
AUGUCCAAGGAGCUCCCAUUCCACCUCCACCCCUUCUACCCUGGGCACCCACUGCUCCUGCCUCCACCUUGCCUGCUCUCCUGUAGGGCCCAGUCUUCCACCCAGUGCCCCUACCUCUUCAUGUGGCCUCAAGAAACCUCCUGCAUCCCCACGGUGGUGCCCAGCUCACUCAUGACGGCCAACGAGCCUGGAUGGCACAACGCCCAGGGGAGAACCUUGUCUUCUUGCCCAGAGACUUUUCAAGCCUCUGGCCACGCCUUACCCUCCCAGUCCCAAAAUCCAGGCCCCACAUCAUCGACCCUGACCUGCUGCCCAGGGCUGGAGCAUGCUGGCAUGGCGGCGCCAGCUACCCAGGCCCCACUGGGCUCCCGGGCAGGCGCCGCAGCCCUGCCUUACCCGCUGAAGAAAGAGAAUGGCAAGAUCCUGUAUGAAUGCAACGUGUGCAGCAAGAGCUUUGGGCAGCUCUCCAACCUCAAGGUUCAUCUGCGAGUGCACAGCGGGGAGCGUCCGUUCCGGUGUGCCCUGUGCCAGAAGAGCUUCACCCAGCUUGCUCACCUGCAGAAGCACCACCUGGUGCACACUGGGGAGCGGCCGCACCAGUGUCCGAUGUGCCCCAAGCGCUUCAGCAGCUCCAGCAACCUCAAGAUGCACCUGCGCCUGCACUGGGGGGCCCAGCCCUUCCAGCGCCUGUGUCGCUGCAGCCGGCAAGGCACGUUUGCCGAAGCUGCGCCGUCCGCUGCAGGCCCCGCCCACCCCUACCUGGCCGCCCCUGCCCAGAGGCGCCAUGGGUCUCCAGGUCUUGCGGCAGCGCCAUCAGAGAAGCAGAGGGGCUGGGACGCGGACAAGGUGUCCUCGGCGUCUCUAGGGAAGCAAACACAGUCGGCCUGA